UUCUUCACUGUGUCACUCCUGGUUCCACAGUGACUGAUUCUCCACAUGAAGCAGAACAGAAACCUCUGGUUGGCUGUAGGGGCUCUGGUCCCAGUCAGGACACAUCGGGAAUCAGAAGGGGAGCCCCCAACCCCCAGGGGAGCCCCAGGUGGGUGUCAGGUGAGCCCCAGGUGCGUGUCACCCAACAAGUCCUUGAAGGCUCCUCACCUGGAAUCAGUCCCUGUUCUUCUCGCUCACCGAAUGCUGCGUCUCUGCUGUGCUGCUGACUCUGGAAUAUUCUGUCAUUAAUGUGAAGAUCUGUCAGCGUUGGUUCCUCUGAGCUCCGAAGACUCGAGGCCUCGAUGUCUGGUGGAUUUCUAACGGUUUCCAUCCGUUCUCAGGACACAUCUGAGCUGUGAGGUUUUUGUGCGAGGCUGUAACACUGUGACGGUUUAAUAUUUGGGAGUCCAAUCCGUCUCACUGUCACUCCUAAAGAUGUGAGCCCCGUGACUCCGCCCCCCUUUGUGCUGCGCCCCCUGCAGGGGCCGGCCGGCCCGCAGGUCUGCCUGGCCGCUGGGUUCCGUCCGAAGGGGGGCACGAUGGUCCUGCACGGGUCCGGGCAGGACACCAACUUCAGCACCGCCGACGCCGCUCUGUCUGUGGGACGCAAGACCUACUUCUACGCCGGCUUCAGCCAGCAGGACAUCCAGUCCUGUGAGCUGCUCCACCCGGGGGAGGAGAAGAAGGAAGUGGGGCAGGAGGAGGAGGAGGAGCGGGAAGAGGACGAGGAGGAGGAGGAGGAGGAAGAAGAGGGUGGUGACCCCCCGGUGGAGCUGAACCUCCACCUGCUGCUGCUCAACCUGCUCAGGCUGAUCUUCACCAAGAGCCUGUUCUUCAGCGGCCUCCUCACCAUGAGAGCCGUGCUCUCCUAACACCCCACCACCCCCCCCCACCACCCCCACCGCUCCUGAUGGAUGACAUCGUGGUGGAGGUCACUUGUGUGAGGGCGUCUCGGUGUGACGCAGCAAAGUGAGUGAUUCCGAUUGGACUUGGGGACAUCUGGAGCGCCUCAGGGAUCGACUCUGGGACCCCUCGUUGUCUUGUAUGACCUUGAACGCGUUCACAGGUCUCUUCUUCUUGUCACUGCAGCAGCUGGAUCAGUUGGAACCACAACUCAACAGAACUGAAACCACCCAACGUUCAGACCCCAAAUAUCAGAUACGAGACAGACAGGAAGUAGCAGACGUCUGUUUGUCAGCACAUUAUCGGCGUUAACGUCACACUUGGAAAUAGGAUUACAGAAUUUAUUGUGUCACAAGCAGCCUGUGUUAUCAACUGUAAUAAUAAUAAUAUCUAUAGUAGAGAUCAAUGAGGCUACAGUUAGGAAGGUGAAGCUACUGACUGGGAUUUAUUCAUUAAUUCUUAGAAUUUAUUAUUAUUAUUGCUGAAGCUGAAGUCCUGCUGCCAGUUCAGAGUCUCGAUGACGGUCUCCUCUUGUCCUUUAAUUCAAACAUUGUUAGUUUUUAAGCACAAUGAUGGAGAAUAACAAGCUGCACUCUGUGGAUACAAACAAUAAGUUAAAUUUAAACAUGAAGUUAUGAAUCUAAACUGUCCUCUAACAGAUGUUAUGUUACCGUGAACAACAUCAAACUAAAAGUUAUGAACACUCAGCCCAGUUAUAGUAUAGUUGUAAAAGCCUUGUUAAAGUAUAGUAUAGUAUAGUUCUAGUUCAUGUAGAGGUCUGCUGUGAACUACACCUUAUAUCUCCUAAAUCGUGAGUUAAUUGUUGAGAAGGCUGAAUGUUGACAAGCCGACAAAAGAAAUGUUGCUUUAACAAGUAACUUCUUACAUGAAAAAAUCGGAAAAUAAGACAGAAAUAUAACGUUAGUAUUUAGAAACUUGCAGUUGUGUUUAUUUUCCUCCGCCAUUGUAGCCUUUUUGGGAGGAUAAAUGCAUUCUGGGAUAUUUGGCUCUCACAACAAUAGACAAGUCUGCUCCGAUGCAUUCUGGGUAAUAUUGAUGCCGCAAGUUACAUUUGGGCAUUUUGACUGUUUUGGGCGAGACGCAAAAGAAUUGGAACAGUACUCGGGCUACGACUGAUGACGUCUCACGAGUCCACAAGGCCACGAGAACACAAGGACAAAACAAGGACACAACAAGGAGAUGAGAACACAAGGACACAACAAGGAAAGGACACAAAGCCAUGAGAACACAAGGACACAACAAGGGCCCAAGGACACAACAAGGACAAGGACACAAAGCCAUGAGAACACAAGGACAUAAUAAGGGCACAAGGACACAAGGAUGCAUUUUGAGAACUUAAACAUCAGACUUGUUGACGAGAUGCUAACGUCUCUCUGCUGAUGAAGAGUUUGAACGAAGACAGGAAGCUGGAGCUUUUUAGGCCGCAGGAGCUUCAUAACUCACAGGAGAUGAAGCUGAAGACGAGUCAGAUGACCUGGAGGAGUUCUGCUAAGCUAACAGCUAGCAGUGAGGAAGAAGAGCCAUGUUGGAUCAGGACGAUAACAUCGGGUCAUCCAAUGGAGAAAGAUGAGGUCAUACUUAUUCUCUACGAUGACGAUGAUGUGAGCUUCAUCAUCAGGACCCCUCGUUGAUGCAGCUUCUUCAGACUGAAUCCAGGAGGUAAAAACUUAUUCAGGCGAAGGUCCAGAGUGAAAAGGCCCCUUUGGUCUGAUGGGGUCUGGCUCGGGUUUGUGUCCUGCUGCUUCUUGUUGUGUGAAUACUGGAGGUUACAAGAUCAUCUUUGGAACUGGGACCAGUUUAACCAUCGAACCCAAGGAGGUGUCCAAGCCGACCUUCUACAAGCUGUCGGACGGCGACACGUCGGCGUGUUUGGCAUCAGGCUUCAGCCGCAUCAAAGCGGCCAAGGAGCAGCACGCCAUCUUCAACCGCAGCACGGCGGUCCUGACCGGAGACAAGCUCUACAACCAGCUGGUCCUGUUGACCUCUGAGGAGGAGGAGGAGGCGUGUGAGGAAGCUGAAGACGACUCUGAUGUCUGUGGAGAACCUGUCAAACCAGAUGGGAGGGUGAACCUGAUGUCUGUCACCAUGUUGGGGCUCCGGCUGCUUUUCUUCAAAACCGUCGUGUUCAACGUGCUGAUGACUCUGCGGUUGUGGAUCAGUCAGUGAACUCUGCAGAGCUUCAGGAGACGAUCUGAUCAUCUUCUUCUUUAAUGUCUAAUUUUAACAUUACCGUUCAUAAUUCAUGUGUCCAUUCUUCAUACUGUAAAACAUGACAUGCUUAUAAGUGUUGUUGAUAAUCUUGUUGCUGUAAAUAUCCCAGUUACAUUCAAUUGUUUUAUUCAGUUUAAUACUUUUCAUACAUGUAACUGUUUAAAUCUGAACAAAUAAAUCUGUGAAAAUAAAGACUGAAACAAAAAGAGA
Molecule: messenger RNA, 3384 nt
Organism: Pungitius pungitius (ninespine stickleback)
Lineage: Eukaryota; Metazoa; Chordata; Actinopteri; Perciformes; Gasterosteidae
Product: M1-specific T cell receptor alpha chain-like
Exons: 10
Coding region: 2674-3129 (151 amino acids)
Source: RefSeq, a predicted model, not a curated record